AUGUCAUCAAAUAACCAGGAACUACAGUACCCCUUGCCUCCUAUCCCUCAAGCACGAUCAAUCAGUGAUUUAGUGCGUGUAGAAGUAGAAGAACCUCCUAGAAAAAUGAGAAUGAUGUUCGGAGAAGCACAAAUUGUAAGCCUUCGAUCUGACGGUCUGAGAAGUCGUAUGAUGCGUACAAUGAUGAAAAAAACUCAGAAACAAAAGAGUGAUUCGUUGGAUCAGAAUUCCAGUUCAAAUACUCUGAAUGAGGUGAUCGAUGAAGUUGCCAGUGGUCAAAUUGGUUUCACUGGUUCCGAAUCGGAAAUUCCUGAGCCCACGGCUUGUUCUUCAUCCUCAUUUGAAUCAGUAGAAGUUGGAACGUCUUCCAGCGACGAAAGUAAUUCAGAAGAGAGUAAAAAGACAUGCCCGACUUCUGGCAAUCGAAGCUACCAUCCUCCGAAACAGUUCCAUGCCGCAUCCACGAUGAUCACACAUAAAAGAAAAUGGACCUAUCAAACAUCUUGCCACAUCAAUGCGGAGGAACAAAAAGAUGACAAUCAAAUCGGUUACGCUCCUGACCCAUUUCUUCCUAUGCCACGUGGUAGACGUAUCGAAAUAUCGACGGCCACCCGAAUGAACUAUGCCGCACAAAGAGUGGAUAAUCGCAAAUUUCGCGGACAGGCAAAAGCAUAUCAAAGUGUGAGAGAAACUGAAGAUAGGGAUAGUAUCACUUGUGAAAAAUGCAAAAUGAAGUACUUCUCCGAAUCGCGAAAAAUCCAGGAACGAAUCACAUACAUCUCUUCCGCUCACGAAGAAGUACUCCCAACUGUCGUUUUUGAUUGUCCUGUCUGCAAGGAAGCAACGAACGCGGCGUUCUAA
Caenorhabditis briggsae is the source of this 861-nucleotide messenger RNA. The record is from RefSeq and is a predicted model, not a curated record. Lineage: Eukaryota; Metazoa; Nematoda; Chromadorea; Rhabditida; Rhabditidae. The transcript has 5 exons. The coding region runs from base 1 to 861 and encodes 286 amino acids.